Molecule: messenger RNA, 1618 nt
Organism: Mesoplodon densirostris (Blainville's beaked whale)
Lineage: Eukaryota; Metazoa; Chordata; Mammalia; Artiodactyla; Ziphiidae
Gene: TSPAN15
Product: tetraspanin 15
Exons: 8
Coding region: 74-958 (294 amino acids)
Cellular component (GO): membrane
Source: RefSeq, a predicted model, not a curated record
GGGCGGGGAGCCGGGCAGGCAACCUCAGGUGGGGCUGCUGGCAGCGAGGGACCCAGGCCGGGAGCCCCCCAGGAUGCCCCGCGGAGACUCGGAGCAGGUGCGCUACUGCGCGCGCCUCUCCUAUCUCUGGCUCAAGUUCUCGCUCGUCAUCUACUCCACGGUGUUCUGGCUGAUCGGGGCCCUGGUCCUGUCAGUGGGGAUCUAUGCAGAGGUCGAGAGGCAGAAAUACAAAACCCUGGAAAGUGCCUUUCUGGCCCCGGCCAUCAUCCUCAUCCUCCUGGGGGUUGUCAUGUUCAUCGUGUCCUUCAUCGGCGUGCUGGCUUCCCUUCGCGACAACCUGUGCCUUCUCCAAGCGUUUAUGUACAUCCUUGGGAUUUGCCUCAUAAUCGAGCUCAUUGGUGGCGUGGUGGCCUUGAUCUUCCGGAACCAGACCAUCGACUUUCUGAAUGACAACAUUCGAAGAGGAAUCGUGAACUAUUAUGACGAUCUGGACUUCAAAAACAUCAUGGACUUUGUUCAGAAGGAGUUUAAGUGCUGUGGCGGAGAAGACUACCGAGAUUGGAGCAAAAACCAGUACCACGACUGCAGUGCCCCCGGACCCCUGGCCUGCGGGGUGCCCUACACCUGCUGCUUCAGAAACACGACAGAAGUUGUCAACACCAUGUGUGGCUACAGAACUAUUGACAAGGAGCGCCUCAGCGUACAGCAUGUCAUCUACGUGCGGGGCUGCACCAACGCCGUGCUCAUCUGGUUCAUGGACAACUACACCAUCAUGGCGGCUCUCCUGCUAGGCAUCCUGCUCCCCCAGUUCCUGGGGGUCCUGCUGACAUUCCUGUACAUCACCCGAGUGGAGGACAUCAUCACGGAGCACUCUGUCACCGAUGGGCUCCUGGGACCCGGCACCAAACCCAGCGUGGAGGCAGCCGGCACGGGGUGCUGCAUGUGCUACCCCAUUUAGGGCCGUGGCCUGGGGCGGCAGCUCCAGAAGGACCGUGACAGGACAGCUCUGCGCAGGCCACGUCGUGGGGGCCAGAUAGGACUGCGGCCCCUCCCUCCACAUUCGGCACUGACCAAAGCCCAAAGCCCCGGCUGUGUUUGCUCAGGGCUCCCGGGCCACCGCCUGUCUGGGGGGCGGAGCCCCUCCCCAGCUGCGGAAUUCUGUGCGUGCCCACCCUGCUGGGCAUGGGGAACAGGGCACCCCUCCUCCAGGCUCCGGCUGCUGGGGAAGGGGGAGCUUGACGCUGGGCUCUGGACCCAUUUCAUUUCUGGUAGUGCCUUGGCCUUGGUGUUUGUGUCCCUUUGAGGGCAGUUUUGUAGUGAUUUGUAAUUGGGGAGGGAGGAGAGCAUGUGUGCCCUGAGGGGAGGGAGCAGAGGGGUGGGGUGCAGACCCCGGGGCCCCGUCCUUCGGCCUCACCCUGAGGCCACGCUGGGUCCGUUUCUCAGCCUCCCGGGUACCUUGAGACCUCCCCAGGGCUGCUGCUUUGUUGACCCUGUUUUGUACCUGAUUUUUAUAACAUUCAUUUUGUACACAGUUAACAGGAGUUUCCGACUAAUCAAAGCUGGCUGUUCCCCCCAUUCCUCUCCCCCCUCCAAGCCAGUUUAUUAAUCAGACAAUAAA